Messenger RNA from Aspergillus piperis CBS 112811, 538 nucleotides. RefSeq lists its product as uncharacterized. The transcript has 2 exons. Bases 114 to 431 code for a protein of 105 amino acids. The record is from RefSeq and is a predicted model, not a curated record. NCBI's taxonomy places the organism in Eukaryota, Fungi, Ascomycota, Eurotiomycetes, Eurotiales, Aspergillaceae.
CGCAUCUUCAAUGUUUCGAAUCUUCCUGGCCACUGGUCUCGAGUACCUCCACUCGGACUGAUGAGAUACCCAGACAUCCGCGUGAUGUAUGGCCAAUCGACGAUGACGGGAGGAUGUAUUCUUUCUUGAUUAUGUUCUCAGCGUCUUCUGUAUUAAUAACCUUCUCCGGGGCUGGUCCUGAGCGUUCAUUCGCAUUUCUCAUUUCCCAGCAGGCUAGCUGGGCUUUUCAUCUUCUUCUCUGCCCUGACCAUUUUUCUUUUCAUUUUGUUCAUACCUGGUCAGGGUUUAACGUGGUUAUGCCAGAAAGUCAGACAGAUGGCGACAUUCGGUUAUUUUCUUGGAUUCUUCUGGAUUGGCGUCUGCAUAUUUUGCUUGAAGCAAUCCUGUCAUGUAGCACAUUGAUAAUGGUGCCACUAUCGAGGCGGAGCUGAGACAACCUCCGUCCGGAUUGUGCGCACGGCUGAUAUGGAGACAUUUCUCAGGUCCAACCUGAACCAUGAAACACCACCAACUGCCCCACGCGCUGCUCGUAGCAAAU